AUGAGGUUACGUUACAUGCUCAAAAUGGCCUUAGCCGUCUCCUUACGGCGUGCUCUUCUAAUGCUACUGUCAGUAACUGUUUUUAUACUUAUGGUUUUAUAUUGGAACCAAGACGUUAUAAAACCGCAAACUUUUUCAAACAUCUUAGAGAAAUCAAUGAGAACUCAUGUUGACUUUCAUGAAUUUCCUUUACCAACAGAAAAAAUGUGGACAUACAAAUGUGAAGGGGACAGAUGUGUGCGUUACCAUUACUUCACAGUUGGAAAUGGAGAAAAGCGUGUUCCAUUUACAACAUGUGCAAUGACUUGUAGCGAUAUUAACAUAUGGCCACAUCCAACAAUUAAAACUGGAAUUAGUUCAAAAUCAUUAAAAUUCUCAGUUGAGGUUGUAAGACUGCAUCUGGACACGCCAUUUGUUGGUGUGCAAAAUCUCUUCAGAGAAGUGUUUGCAUUAUUUUUAAAAGACUUACGACAUAUUCAGAGACUGGAAUAUCAAGAUUCCGACACAACAACAAGCGAUGAUGAUCCUAACGUUGUUGCACAGCGACAUAGGCGGCAUCAAAUCGACAUGGACAGAGUUCUAAUGAAGAAAAAAGCUGAAAAUAUAGCCACUGCCGCUAUUCUCUCAAAUGCGUUUAACUUACGAAAACACUGUGAUAUUGAUGACCUAAAGAUAAACGUAUCUAUACGUAAAUUUCCAGAUAUUAAUUUAAAUUUUGAAACCGAUGAGAGCUAUCAGCUUCACACAAGUUUGGAAAAACGUCAAUUGAAUGUGCACAUCACUGCCAAUUCAUUUUUUGGUGCACGUCACGGACUUUCUAGUUUACAACAGCUUAUAUGGUAUGACGAUGAAGAUGACCUCCUUCGUAUACUC
Molecule: messenger RNA, 873 nt
Organism: Teleopsis dalmanni
Lineage: Eukaryota; Metazoa; Arthropoda; Insecta; Diptera; Diopsidae
Product: probable beta-hexosaminidase fdl
Exons: 4
Source: RefSeq, a predicted model, not a curated record